AUGGAGAUUAGGAGAGAUAAUGAGAUUGAGGACAUCUCAAUGUCACCCCCAACAAUGGGGUCUAUGCAGAUUGCAGGGAGCAGUGGCUUUGGUCACAACCUAGAGUUCAUGUCUCAAGCAUACCUUAGAAACAGGUACUCAGAGAUUGACAUAGAAGAUGAGAGUUCUAAUACCAAUAAAGAUGGGCCUCUUCCAAUUUUUCUUAAGUUUGAAGAUGUGGAGUUUAGGGUGAGAAGCAGCAAGGCUUCUAGCAACACAGUGAAAGCAAUGGUGUCAAAAGUAGCCUCACAACUAAACAUGGAAGAUAAUUACAAGCAGAUAUUAAGGGGGAUAACAGGAAGCAUUGGGCCAGGGGAAAUUCUUGCUCUGAUGGGACCUUCUGGUAGUGGGAAAACUACUUUAUUGAAAGUGAUUGGAGGAAGAAUACUAGACAAUGUCAAAGGCAAAAUAACUUACAAUGACAUCCCAUAUAAUCAAGCUCUUAAGAGGAGGAUUGGAUUUGUGACACAAGAUGAUGUGCUGUUCCCACAAUUAACUGUGGAAGAAACUCUAGUUUUCGCUGCCUUUUUGCGGCUUCCAAGCAGCAUGAGCCGACAGCAAAAAUAUGCAAGAGUGGAGAUGAUUGUUAAGGAGCUUGGUCUUGAAAGAUGUCGUCACACACGAAUAGGUGGAGGGUUCAUCAAAGGCAUAUCAGGAGGAGAGAGGAAAAGAACCAGUAUAGGCUAUGAAAUUCUUGUUGAUCCUUCAUUGUUGUUGCUUGAUGAACCAACUUCAGGCCUUGAUUCUACCUCAGCUAAUAGACUUCUUCUGAUUCUUCAAGGACUUGCUAAGGGUGGAAGGACAAUAAUCACAACUAUCCACCAACCAUCAAGCAGAAUGUUUCAUUCAUUUGACAAACUUUUGCUGAUAUCAGAAGGUUACCCUGUGUACUAUGGAAAGGGUGCAGAGUCUUUGGAGUACUUUUCAUCUUUGAGAUUCAUCCCGGAAAUUCCCAUGAAUCCUGCAGAGUUCUUGCUUGAUUUAGCCACUGGACAAGUUAACGACAUUAGUGUUCCUGAAGAUCUCGUGGUACCUCAAGGGCAAGGGACCCUCGACUCUGAGAAGGCUGUGGUCAGGUACCUACAACUCAAAUACAAAACUCAGCUGGAGCCAAAAGAAAAAGGAGAGAAUCAUGGAACAACAAAAGUACCAGACCAUCUUCGAGUAGCUAUUCAGGCUAAAAAGGAUUGGACAAUCACCUGGUGUGAGCAGUUCAUGAUAUUGUUUAAGAGAACAUUUAGAGAGAGAUGCAGGGACUACUUUGAUAAGCUAAGACUGGUUCAAGCGGUUGGAGUUGCAGUCUUGUUGGGUCUUCUUUGGUGGAAAUCGAAGACUGACACUGAGGCUCAACUCAGAGAUCAGGUCGGCUUAAUGUUCUACAUCUGCAUUUUCUGGACAUCUUCAUCAAUUUUUGGAGCUGUAUACGUGUUUCCAUUCGAAAAAGUCUUCUUGGUCAAGGAAAGAAAAGCAGACAUGUAUAGAUUAAGUGUAUACUAUGUGUGCAGCACUCUGUGUGACAUGAUGGCACAUGUAUUCUAUCCCACCUUUUUCAUGUUGAUUGUGUAUUUCAUGGCUGGCUUUAUAAGAACAGUUCCUUGCUUCUUCCUCACAUUGUUUUCCGUAUUAUUGGUAGCUGUCACAAGCCAAGGGGCAGGAGAACUGUUUGGAGCUCUAGUUUUGAGUAUUAGGAGGGCCGGGAUGGUUGCCUCUCUGAUACUAAUGCUGUUUCUUCUCACUGGAGGCUAUUAUGUGCAGCAUAUACCGAAAUUUAUGCAGUGGUUGAAGUACUUGUCGUUUAUGUACUACGGCUUUCGACUUCUACUGAAAGUGCAGUAUUCUGGUGAUCAACUAUAUGAGUGUGAAAGCGAAGGAGGGUGUAGGUCUCUGCAGAGUUCACCUACAUUUGACAUGGUAGACUUGAAUGGAGGCAUGGAAGAAGUAUGGAUUUUGCUGGCCAUGGCAAUAGGUUACCGGAUAUGCGCCUACUUUUGCCUUCGGAGAAGAAUUAGCAUAAGCAAUAUGUGA
This is a messenger RNA of Prunus persica (peach), 2064 nucleotides long. RefSeq names its product ABC transporter G family member 26. The transcript is spliced from 9 exons. Gene Ontology annotation, molecular function: ABC-type transporter activity; ATP hydrolysis activity; ATP binding. Gene Ontology annotation, cellular component: membrane. NCBI's taxonomy places the organism in Eukaryota, Viridiplantae, Streptophyta, Magnoliopsida, Rosales, Rosaceae. Bases 1 to 2064 code for a protein of 687 amino acids. The record is from RefSeq and is a predicted model, not a curated record.